UCCUGUCGCGCGCUGGGCGCUGCGUUUCUUUUUUCUUUAUAAAAGCGGCCACUGUGCGCGGCGCAGGUCAAAGCACCCUACCCCUCCCAAGGCCUCCUCGAGAUUCAAGAAGAAGCCGAGGGGAGGUAACCGGAAAGGCGAGCGAGAGAGAUCAUCAGGGGGAGAUAGGCGCCAUGCUCCCGGCCGCCAAUGUGACGGCGCGGCAGCGCGGGAGCGCCCCCCGCCUCGCCGCGGCGGUGCUCCUGCUAGCGCUGCUCGCGCUCUGCUUCCUCGGCCGCGCCGACGCCGUGGCUUCUCUCGCCGGUCGUGCACCUGCGGCGGAGGAGAAGGGAGUGGCGAGCGCGCUGGAACAGGAGAAUGCUGGAGCACAGGAGGUGGAGCGCGGGCACUACACGACCUUGUCGGCUGAGGCGGUGGCGGGGGAGGAAGACGAUGGGCCAAUGAUGCCGGAGAGGGUGGAGCUGGAGGUGAUCCAGGACUACAGGACCAGCGCCAACACCAGGCACGACCCACAACACCCAUGAUCGGCGAUCGCCGGCAGCUGGAUCGCCGCCGCAUGGGGAGCAAUCGAUGACAGCCUCUGUAGCUUUAUGGCAGCAGGAGCAGGACUAAGCAGCAGGAUCACUAGAGUAGUGGCAGUACUUGUAGCGGAUGCCGGCGUGCGUGUGCGUGCUCAGCAAUCACUUCGUCUUCUUAUCUUCUUCUCUUUGCUCUUCUUUUCGCCUCAGAUCGAUCGAUGCCUAUCUCCACGUCUCGUCACUCCAUACAAGAGCAAGUAGACUUCAUUUUUGCUUUGUUGUUGUGUCGGUACGGUGACUCCUCAGUCAUCACUGUGAUCCUAGCUGGUUAUUAACAUGCGACUCAAUCCUUGUUUAAUUUGGUCUGUCA
Panicum virgatum (switchgrass) is the source of this 888-nucleotide messenger RNA. RefSeq lists its product as uncharacterized. The transcript has 3 exons. The coding region runs from base 174 to 524 and encodes 116 amino acids. The record is from RefSeq and is a predicted model, not a curated record. Lineage: Eukaryota; Viridiplantae; Streptophyta; Magnoliopsida; Poales; Poaceae.